Molecule: messenger RNA, 1693 nt
Organism: Botrytis cinerea B05.10
Lineage: Eukaryota; Fungi; Ascomycota; Leotiomycetes; Helotiales; Sclerotiniaceae
Exons: 1
Coding region: 286-1524 (412 amino acids)
Molecular function (GO): glycosyltransferase activity
Source: RefSeq, a predicted model, not a curated record
GAUGAGUCGAAGCCACUUUACUCGAUUAGGACAAUCCUACUCUCAUAUGUUUGAUGGUUUGGAAUCCAUCAAGUAAUUGCCAGGGUCGCAUUCAAAGGGUUUGAGUAUAUAACAGUAAGUUCCAUUCCUUCUUAUCGCGAGAAGUCAUACUAGAUCAUCAAUUGUCUACAACACCACAAGCACUUUACAUUACCUGUUCAGUACAUCACAUCGCUUGCCUCCAAACAACCAACGGCUUUCAUGCUUCCAAGCCAAACAUUCGCAAACACAGUUCACCACUACAACAUGGCUUCUUCUGUCUCAGAUCUUUACACUCGUCCUGAAGGGGUACAUGCCAUUCCAAAAGAAUCUCUCGACCUACGACCUGAUUCGGAGAUCGAUUAUGAUCUUUUACACCCCAAGUCAAUUUCAAGUGAAAAGAAUAUUUGGUUCUUCUGGCAUAGUGGUUUUCCCAACAUGCAUCAUUAUACGCAACGAAAUGUUCGCGCCUGGCACCGGAGGUUUUCAAAACAAGGUUGGACUGUCCGUGUAAUCGAUCGACAGCGAUCUUCACCUCUAAAUGUCGCGAACUUCCUGGACAUCAGCGAUCUGGGUACCUUCCCUAGCGCUUUCAUAGAUGGUACUAUUGGGGGCGAACAUAGCCCGCAACAUACAUCUGAUCUAGUCCGCUUUCCCCUCCUCUUAAAGUAUGGUGGUGUGUAUGCGGAUGUGGGGAUGAUGCAAAUCGGUGAUCUAGACCGUAUGUGGCGGGAGACCAUUGAUAACGAUGCAUCACCAUUUGAGCUUUUAUCAUACAAUGCAGGAACGGUUGAUGAGCGUUGUCUCACGAAUUACUUCUUAGCUUCAAAAAGAAGCAAUCCCAUGCUUGAAAGAUCACACAAACUACUACUGGCUUUAUGGGCUGCAGAUGGUGGUAAGACAAGCACAGAGGGGAUGCAUUCUAAUCCCUUAUUGAAAGGAGUUGAGUUGAUGGGGGGUUCAUUCACUAUUGAGGAGGACGGAAAAAUCAUUUCGGCUGAAGAAUGUAGCAAGCUAUUAACAGAUUACAUCAUUCAGGGACAAGCAAUGACGAUGGUACUGGGACUAGUUGAUGAAAAUGACAACUGGGAUGGGCCAAGAUAUUCUGCUGAGCAUGUGUACGCCAUCGAAUACAUGGAAGGUUCGCAGCUUAUCAACGAGCUCACGGCCUGGGAUGGACCAAAGGCAUUUGCUUUGAUGUCGCUUUCAAUUCCUCGUAAUGGGGAAGCAGAGAGCCCGGAGCAAACGCAGGCAAGAGAGAUAGUGGAAGCUUGUUUGAAGAGAAGUUUUGGCUUCAAACUCGCUCACGGUCUUAUUUUACGGGUAUUGGGUGAGACGUUGGGGUCACUGUGGAGAAAGCAUGAUGGGUCAGAUAUAGUACCUGGAACAUAUGCGGAUUGGUUGAGGCAUGGCAUGAUAUAUUGGACGCAAGAUGGACUUCCAUCGAGAAUGGAGUUUCAGAUCAUGGAGCCAAUCAAAAGAGGGUCUUUAUUAGCAAGCAUUUGAUCAUUUAGAUGAACAUAAUAUAAAAGUUCAUAAUUGAACGUAAUAUAGAGAUGUGUUCAAAUUAAAAACAUAAUUAUACUAGCUUCGCUCAAUUUAUGAAACUGAGUAUAGAUUAGUAGAUCAAUUAGUGUCAAUAUUAUACCUAGAGAUAUUUGUAAUCGAAGAAACA